Molecule: messenger RNA, 1216 nt
Organism: Saccostrea cuccullata (small rock oyster)
Lineage: Eukaryota; Metazoa; Mollusca; Bivalvia; Ostreida; Ostreidae
Exons: 6
Coding region: 45-473 (142 amino acids)
Source: RefSeq, a predicted model, not a curated record
CGCAAGAGAAAGGUCUGCAAACAGAAUCCGAAGCAGAGAAUAAAAUGGAUAUAUUUACACAGACUGCAAAGGAGAGGAAGGAAGAGAAAUGUCUGCAAACAGAAUCCCAAGCAGAGAAUAAAAUGGAUAUCUCUACUCAGACUGCAAAAGAGAGGAAGGAAGAGAAAUGUCUGCAAACAGAAUCCCAAGCAGAGAAUAAAAUGGAUAUCUCUACUCAGACUGCAAAAGAGAUAAAAGAAGAGAAAUGUAUGCAGAAGGAAAGCCAGUUAGAAAAUAAAGCGAAUCUCAUUACACAGGCUACUGAGAAGGUUCUGAAUUCCAAGAAUGGUAAUGUGAGCACAGAGGACAACAAUGACACAAGACUGAGACAACAAUCUACGUCACACAUCAGUACAGAUAAACAAAAAGAGAAAAGUAAAACAAUAUGCUGUUUUUCCUGCGGACUCAAGAAGAAGAAUAAAAAGAAAUCAUAAUUGAUAAGAUUUUUAUGCAACAUAUUUUUCUAUGACAUUUUAUUGAUUCUUUUAAGAGUGAUUAUAUGUCUUGCCAUGUCUGCUGAACUUUAAUGAUUAUUUAUAUUAGAAUUAAUUGUUUGAUGUGUAUUUAAAGUUCAUGAAACAUAUGGAUAUAACGAAUAGUUUUGAAACAUUUUAAAUCCACAAAACAAUACAAAAUAGGAGUAGAGCAAACACGGACCUCCAAAACAUCGGAAGUGGGAUCAGGUGCCAUGGAGGAGUGAGCAUCCCCUGCUGACCAGUCACACCCGCCGUAUGCUUGUCUUGAUAGGAAAAUCACAAGAAAAUCCGUUUACAAUUCAGUGUGUAGAUAACGGCCUAACAAUUAGUAUGAAAAAAGUCAGUCAGCAUUUGACUCAAUGAUAAAUUGUAUUUCCUAUUAAUGCCAUUGUAUCGACCAUAGAACUUACGAAAUGAUGACUUUGAACGUGACUGCUGAUAGUCUUGUUUCAUCAACUUGUUUGUCAAUAAUUUACCUCUUUUUAGAAAUUGUAUAUACGCAGAGCAUGCUCUUGCGUAUCGAAUCAAAUUAGAUAUAUAAACUCGUAUGCAGGUGAUAAAGAUAUAUUUCUGCAUGAGCAAGGGAAGUUGGUUAAUAGAUUACCGUAAACAUCUUUUUUUUAAGUUAAAUAUCCAAAUAUGAAGCAGAUGUGUAAGACUUUUUGGUAUCCAUUAUAUCAAGCUUACUGGGAUAUAUCGUA